AUGGAGGUUUCAGGAGCAUCGAAUGUUGUGUCGGGUGUAAUGGACUUAGUUAACAGUUUGACUGACUUGCAAAUUAACCAUGAAAAGCUAAACCAGAAAGCUGAUAAGUUGGUAGAAGAAAAUGCAAAGCUAGAAGAAGAACUAACUCAGUUACAUUUAAACCACGAGAAACUUUUAGGCGACUACGAUGAUCUAAAGGAGAUGUAUUUGGCAUUAUUGAAGAAAUAUAAUGAUUUGAGCACUGAGAAUGAGGAUAAUGCGAAGGAGAAUGCAAAAAUUAAAAAGCAGUGCGCAGAGGCUGUAGCUGACAAAAAUACGGAAAUUCAAUCCUUUGUAAAGCAAAAGGAAGAAUAUAAAAAGAUAAUUGCAGAAAUGAAGACGGAGUACAAUGUGGCUACAGAUGAAAAAAACGCAAUCAUUACAGAUUUAGAAAAUAAAAAUGGAGAUUAUGAGAAACAAAUUGCAGAAAUGAAGGCCGAGUGCGAUAAAGCUGUGGAGGACAAAAGCACAAGUAUUAAAGACUUAAAAAAGGAGAAUGACAAUUACGGGAAACAAAUUGAAAAAAUACAAAAAGAGUACGAUGAGAUGGUAGCUGACACAAAUGCAAUGAUAGCAGAAUCACAAAGGGAAGCAUUAGAAUUCAAAGGUGCAUUGGAUAAAUGUUUAUCAGAUUAUUCUGAACUAAAAACUACCAAUGCAGAUUUGGAAGAAGCCAUAGCUGUGACUACAACGUCACUAUCAGCCAAUAGACAAGAAUUCAAUGCAAUAGUUGCCCAGAAAGCAUUGACCGACAAAGAACUUGUGAAUUUGAGAGCAGACCUUGUUGAUAUGCGAACUGCUAGGCAAGCAGCAGAUCAAAGGCAUGUUACGGCAUUGGCUGAAAUAAAUGAGCGUGUGAGUAAUUGCGAAACAACCACUCUUUUGGUGCAACAAAAAUAUGAUUCAUGUUCAACUGAAUUAACGGAAAAAUCGAGCAAAAUUCAAGAUUUGGAAAACGAUAAAAAAGCUCUGGACACGAAAUACAAGCUAUUUAAGGAAGAAGCAGACAAAAAAGUUUCGGACGCUGAAUCGGCUGAAACAUCAGUGAACGAAGAAUUAGUUGCACUGAGAGAACACUACUUUGAGUUACAUACUGCUAAACAAAACGCUGAUUCUCAAAUUACAGCGGCGCAGGCAUUGCUGGCAGAUAGAACGUCCGAAUUCAAUAAGGAGAAACUCAGAGCCCAAGCUGAAUGGGACGAAGCAUACGCAAAGCAAGCUGUUGAUAAUGCAAAUUUGGAUGAAAGUCUGCAAAAUAUCAAAGUGUUACUAGCUAACAAAGAAAAAAAUUAUAAAGAUGCAGUUGUUAAAAUUGAACAACAACAAUUGCAGAUUGACCAAAUGGAUGCAGAAUGUGUGGCGGUGUCUUUCACGCAGCAGCAACACGAUCAGUGCUUAUCUGAAAUAACUGUUUACUCAACACAAAUAGACAAGCUCAAUGCUGACCACAGAAACGAACUUGCAAAGACGACUGCAGAGCAUGAAGGUGCGAUUACUAUUCGAGAUGUUGAAAUAGUAAACUUGCAAUUAGCUAAUGGUGAUUUGAAAACUCAAAUAACAGAAUCUGAAAACGUCAAGAGAGCUUUGCAAAAGCUAGCGGCGGAUUUAACAAAGGAAAUCGACGAAAAUGUAAUCCAGAUACAACAUCUUAAAGGAAAAAUUGACGAAGUGCAAGAUCAAAACGAGAACGGUAUUGAAGAGAAGAAUGCAGAAAUCCAACGACUCACAAGUUAUAACAAAGAAAAAGAAGCCAUUAACGGAAAAAUAACUUCCGAAUUAAAUAAAGUUAUAAAUGAAAACGCAAUAUUGUCCGGGAAAUUGGAUGCAGCAAAUCAAUUACUUCAAAUUCAAUCAGAUUCGGACAACAUAGAAUACAAAGAGAAAUUUAUUCAAUUUGUGGAAAGAAUUGACGGAGAGAAAUUUCAAUUGAUGUUAGCUAAAGACGAUUAUGAAACAAAACUGUUGGAGGCACAAAACAAUAUAAAUGCCUUGGAGGAUGAAUUGGCAGCUAUCAGGCAGACUACACAAGAUGAUACCGAUCAAUUAAAUAAUCUUACCAAACUUUACGAAACUAUAGAAUGCGAAUUGCGCAAAACUGAAGUGAGAUAUAUAACAUGUCGAAAGGAAGUUGAAAAUUGUAAAAUGUUACUAAACGAAAACUAUGAAACUUCCAUUGGAAGGAAAGAUGAAGUAUCAGAUAAUGUGCAAAAUGCCAUUCAACUCUAUCAAAUGAUGGCAGCCACUAAAAAUAAAGAAAACUUACUAGAACGAGUUAAAGAACUGGUGAAUAUCAUGGCAGAAGUGAAUGUGACGGUAAUUUAUUCAUUUGAACCAAGCUACACUUUGCAACUUCGAUCCAUUAGUUUUGAGGAGUUCAACAUUCAAGUUUCAACGUUUUUGUGCAACUACUUCAAUAACACUUGCAAAUAUGGAAAAUAUUGCGAUCUGGUUCCUUUUGUAACAAUGUUCAAAAGCGAUCAAAUUCAAAACGAGGUUCAAGAAAUAGAGAAUAAAAUUGGUUUCACUAUUAUCAAAGAAAGUUCAUUCAUUUUGCCUACUUUUAAUCAUCCAACAAAUUCAUAUGAUGAAAAAACUUGGAUUAUAAUGACUGAUGGCAAUACUGGUAUUGUAUCCCCAGGUCCACUACAGCUGUUAUUCAUGAAGAAAAUAUCACAAAUAAUUAAAGAAAAUGAAUCUACUUUUAUAAAUGAAUUGUACAACUUAGUUUUUUGUAAAUGUCCCGAUGGUUUUACUGGUGAAUAUUGUGCUCCAUCAGAAGAGGCUGUGUCAGAAUUCACCGAGACAUAA
This is a messenger RNA of Styela clava, 2847 nucleotides long. The record is from RefSeq and is a predicted model, not a curated record. NCBI's taxonomy places the organism in Eukaryota, Metazoa, Chordata, Ascidiacea, Stolidobranchia, Styelidae.